AUAUACGGACAAAUUCUACUUAAAUGUGCCUCCUGUUUCGUUUUUUCAAAUAACAAUAAUUUUCGUUGUGUUGGCGUCAGUCUACACAUGCCUGAUCCUUACGUCACAGCUUGUCUGCUUGUGUCUGCGUACAGUUGUUGGCUUGUUUGACAAUAGAGGUGAUUGUCGCGUUUUUUUCCGUAAUCUUUUUUACAAAAGCGCUAUUCGGAUCUAUCAGAGAAUCUCUCUAUACGUACCCAUUCCAGAGUCGCGAACAACAACCGCAUCAUCUAGCAUGAAAAUGCCUAAUAAUCAGUCAUCUGAAAACGGGCUCUACGACUAUGAAGACACGACGUACAUCUCCGAGAGCAUAGAUAACAACGGAGUGGAGGAGUUCAAUGCUACCCCCGAUGACGACUUCUCAGAGUACCUCUGGAUGGAAAACGAAGAAGAGUUCGAUAAAGAGGUCAUGCAAAGGCUCGAAGAGGAAGCCCUUAUGGAGGAGUGCAUUGAGGCUAUGUUAGCUGACGAAAACAGUGAGGCACCCUCCAAUCAUACAAACGGAGCUGACCCGAAUAAUGAAGUAUCAAACAUGAUCAACAACUUGAAGUUGGAUUGUCCUGAAGUUGUGAAAGAAAGCAAUUUAAAUCCGUUGGCUGCUGAAUUCAUACCAGGUGGAUCUCACACACCUGUAGAAACUGUAACUGGUUCGUCCUAAACUGUCUCUGGUACAUGCAGUCAUGAAUCUCAACAUGUACAUAAUUGUCAGAAAAAAUAGUGGUAUUUUUUUAAUAAUUACAAUGUUUUUACUUCCUUUUAUUGAGAUUACUUAUUAGUGUAACUGUCUUUCCAAAGUGUGAAAUUUAUUAACUGCAGGUCUAAGUCUUAAAUAUUUAAGAUUGUUUAACACACUUAUUUAUACAGUUUUAUAUUAUACAGUAUAAAUGAGAUUAUCUGUUCUUAUCUAAGACAUAAAGAUCUCAUUAUUAAACAUUGUUAUUGAGGAGUGUGGAACAUUUUGUGUGAUUAGAGCAGCUUUAAUGACCCUCCCUCAAUUUUUUUUUUCUCUUUACUAUUUGUAUUUCUGUGAGUGUGUAAAAUUAAAAAAAAAGUCUAGGUGUAAAAUUUUUGUCAUUAAUUUUUUAUUUCAAAAAUAUGUCUCGCAACAAUCUCAAAUUAUACACAAUCUAAGGGUUAUGUAGUGAUAAUAAGGCUGUGCGAGUACACAAAAAAACUUUUUGUACCUUUAGCUUUUUUUUGCUCUCUUUUGUUUAAGAGGAGUUAUUUUAUUGUAAGCAAAAACAUUCGUUGGUACGAAAUAUUAUAUAAGUUUGUAUAAUUGAAUUGUAAAAAAAGAAAUAAAUUAUUUGAAUUGG
Messenger RNA from Zophobas morio, 1355 nucleotides. It is a transcript of the gene Paip2, whose product is annotated as polyadenylate-binding protein-interacting protein 2B. Gene Ontology annotation, molecular function: mRNA regulatory element binding translation repressor activity. NCBI's taxonomy places the organism in Eukaryota, Metazoa, Arthropoda, Insecta, Coleoptera, Tenebrionidae. Gene Ontology annotation, biological process: negative regulation of translational initiation. The record is from RefSeq and is a predicted model, not a curated record. The coding region runs from base 275 to 697 and encodes 140 amino acids. The transcript is spliced from 4 exons. Gene Ontology annotation, cellular component: cytoplasm.